UGAGUGUCAUGUGCAUCGGUGUGUGUGUGUGCAUGUUAGUUAGCAUAUAAUUUUAUAAUUUUUAAACAAAAAGCCAAAUGCACUAAUAUGUGUGGGUGUAUAUAUGUGUCAAUAUGAUUAAUAUUUAGGCAUAGAUGAUGCACACAGAUGACAAACUUAAUCAGAUGCUGAAAAAUCAAGAGCAAAAGGAAUAAAAGCUGAAAACAUUCAACACUCAAAUUGGUGGGUGACAGAGUCGGUUAACAAGAGAGCGUAGGUGCAGGUGCAGGUGGGGGGCAGGUAAACCGUGAAACGUAUGUUCGUCUGUGGUGGACAGGAAAUCAAGUCGAAGCACACACACAAUAAAUCAAUUUAGUAUUCCAAAGACGUGCCUAAAGAGAUGGCCACUGGCAGUGGCAAUGGCAGCGGAGGCAGCAGCAGCGGAACUGCCAGCACCAAUCACCAUCAUAAUAACCAUCACCUCAGCAUCGAUAUGCCAGAACAUCGGAAACGGAAUACCUUCACUAGUUAUGUAGCACCGUUACCAGGAGAUUUACGCUUAAACGAAUGGAGCUUGCCCAGCGAUCAGAGGGAUGUGCACUUGGCGAAGCCGCGUUUGCUGCUGGGCGAGCAAAUAGUGGCCUCGGCACCAGCCUAUAUGUAUUCACCCAUUGAUCCCAUGGAGAGUGCGACAAGUUCCAGCAAUUUGCUUCACAAGGAGGCUAUAUUUGGCCUGCUAAGUGUUACCAAUUUCAAAUUGGCCUUUGUUCCCUUACAAAUGGCUCGACAGGCAGCACCAAAUUCAUCUGCUUCAGCUGCCCCACUAAGUGAUCUUUAUCAGGAAAAUACAUACUUGGGACGAAAUGAAAUUACUCUCAAUAAUAUUGAUCAAAUCUAUACUGUGGCUGAACUGGGAAGAGCAGCCAGUGCUCUGCAAGCAGCACGUAUGACCAGCAGUCGACGGAAGAAGCUUGAACCGUUUAAGCAACAGACAAUUAAUGGACGCAUUGCUGCCCUCCACAUUGUGUGCAAGAAUUUUCGACUACUAAAGUUUGCCUUCCAGCAGCAGGAUUCGAAACUGAGUGGAGCGAGUGACUAUGGCAAACUGAUAGCCUCGGCUCUUAAUCGGUUUGCCUAUCCCACUCGGCAUGAUCUUAGCUUCGCCUAUGCUCAUCGUGAGGCUUACUACUAUUCCUCGCUGGGUGUGAGCGGUGUCAGCAUGUAUCAGACAAAGAAUGACUGGGCACGGGAGCUAAUUCGUUGCGGAGCCAGUGAGUGGCAAGUGGUAAGCAGUGCGAAUGUUCCGCUCUUGCAGAAUCCCCUGCAGGCGGGCAAAUAUACGGUACCGCCGCAUUUUGUUAUACCCAAAUGCUGCAGCAUCGAGAGAUAUUUGGAUCUUUCGCGGGCGUUUUGUGAUUCACGUGCAGCCUUUUGGGUCUACAGCUAUGGUAGCAGUGGAGCCGCCUCCCUGGUCAGACUGGCGGAAUUGCAGCCAGCUGCUCAGCAAGAUACCAAAGUGGAGAAUAUUAUGCUGGAACUGGUGCGCAAAUGUGAUGAACGAAAGCAAUUGAAAUUGCUACAAUUGACCGAUCGUUUGCCCAGCAUCCAGGAUGUUCAGCGUGCCUAUCAGAAACUGAGGCGUCUGUGUACACCGGAGACGCCAGAGAAAUUUAUGCUGCAGGAUGACAAAUAUCUGGGACUAUUAGAGAAGACCAAUUGGUUGUUUUAUGUCUCGCUAUGUUUACGCUUCUCAAGCGAAGCUGCUGCCACUCUAAGAUCAUCGAUAACCUGUGUUCUCCAAGAGUCAAAUGGCCGGGACUUAUGCUGUGUCAUCAGCAGUCUGACUCAACUGCAAUUGGAUCCAUAUUUUCGCAGCAUCGAUGGCUUCCAGUCGCUCAUUCAAAAGGAAUGGAUUGCUCUCGAGCAUCCGUUUCAGCGACGUUUGGGUCAUGUCUAUCCAUUGAGUGCGGGCGCCAAUGAUCAGUUCCAUGAUAGUGAACAGAGUCCAGUAUUCCUUCUCUUUCUUGAUUGUGUUUGGCAAUUGUUGCAACAGUUUCCCGAUGAAUUCGAAUUCACUCAAACGUAUUUGACCACGCUCUGGGAUUCGUGUUUUAUGCCCAUAUUCGAUACCUUUCAAUUUGAUAAUCAUGCUCAGCGUGCCCGAGCUGCAAAGGAUGGACAAUUGGUCUUACGUCCGGUUUGGGAUUGGAGUGAACAAUUCUCCGAUAAGGAUAAAAUGUUCUUUAGCAAUCCAUUAUAUCAGAGGCAGCGAGCAAGUGAUAUGGGAUCCUCUGGAGGCACAGGGGGCAAUCCAUCGGGCUUGCGACGCUCUUUGGCUGUGGGACAUAAGCAUGCGGCAUCAUCGGCUGUAACAUCAACGCCAUCGCGUUAUACCAUUAAUCCUCAACUGUUUGCCACGCAAUCGACAGUUCCGCAGGAUCGUUUCCUAAUGCCAGCUCAUCGCAUUUUCGACUUGGCCGUGUGGGAUCAAUGUUAUUACCGUUGGCUGCCAGUGCUGGACAUUCGAGGUGGCGGACAGCCUCAGAUUGAUCUCUUCCAUCGCCUACUGUUAAGCAACAUAGCGAAAGUUCAGCGUUGUCUUGAUCUGCAGAACUUUGAUGAGCUACCCGAUGCCUACUACGAAGCCAUAGGGGAGGCGAAACCAAAAAGAUCACCAAUUGCCGCAACAGAGGAAGCUGUUGCCGAUCAAGAGCCCAUUGAGUAUGUGGAUGGUGUGGAGCGUCGUCGGAAAUCAAUGCCGCCGCCACCAUCGACACCUGCCAAUGGCCUGCAUACGGCAGUUAAUGGCCAAUUGCAACUGUCAUCGCUCUCGUCAUUCUUUCCCUUUGGCAAUCCCAUUGCUGGUGAUGCGCCGCAUCAGCUUUACGACAUUCUAAGUAGCAGCAAUGAACUGUUACUCGAAACCUCUUCCAUACUGGACAAGUCAUCUAUUGUGUGAGCCUAGCUCGCUGCUCGCUUAUUCGUUACUCGUUACAACAAGUCACAAGCGAGCCGGAAAAUGCCACGCGCACAACCUGUCGGAGGAGAAAACACUUGUUUUGAUUUCAAUAAAACUAAAAUGAAACGCUGAACUCUAGAUGUAUUAUACAUAAUCAAGCCUUUUUUUAUAUACACCCAUAUACCUAUACAUAUAUAUAUCACGUUAACACACUUUAUUAUUAUUUACUAAUAAGCAAAGUUUAUCUACUAUAA
Drosophila willistoni is the source of this 3192-nucleotide messenger RNA. RefSeq names its product myotubularin-related protein 10-B. The record is from RefSeq and is a predicted model, not a curated record. The transcript has 3 exons. Lineage: Eukaryota; Metazoa; Arthropoda; Insecta; Diptera; Drosophilidae. Bases 380 to 2938 code for a protein of 852 amino acids.